Branchiostoma floridae (Florida lancelet) is the source of this 1228-nucleotide messenger RNA. Its product is annotated as somatostatin receptor type 2-like. Bases 103 to 1152 code for a protein of 349 amino acids. Gene Ontology annotation, biological process: G protein-coupled receptor signaling pathway. The transcript is spliced from 3 exons. The record is from RefSeq and is a predicted model, not a curated record. Gene Ontology annotation, molecular function: G protein-coupled receptor activity. Gene Ontology annotation, cellular component: membrane. Lineage: Eukaryota; Metazoa; Chordata; Leptocardii; Amphioxiformes; Branchiostomatidae.
AGCAUGCCGAGAGAUCUUCCGCUAUAUCAGCAGCAGGUUUCUUGAAGACGGGCUAUACUUCGGAAUUACGUGUGCAGUACACCGGAUUGUGGAGACAGAACAAUGCCAGAGAUGAAUGCGUCUCUGGAUCCUAGUGGCGACUUCCUUACCAAUUGGACAAGCGUGUCUACUACAAACUCCAGUAAUUUCACAACAGAGAUACCUUCUACUGAUGCCGUUACUGUAGCGCAUGACACACUCAGUACAGAAACAAUUUCAAUCUUUGUAGAGCUCAUUCUCGCUGCUAUAGGUAUCAUAGCGAACUCUCUCGUCAUUUAUGUUAUCGCGAGAUAUCGCGAGAUGAGAACAGUGCCAAACGUUUUUGUUUUAAACCUUGCCCUGGCCGACCUUUUGUAUUGCUGCGAGUUCGUCCCCAUUUGGAACGCUCAAUACUUUUUGCCAAACAAAUGGAUAUUCGGACAGGCUAUGUGCACAAUAACACGGGCGCUAUACGGUAUUUGUGGAAACGCAAGUAUCCUGUUCGUGAUAGCCAUGAGCAUAGAGCGGUAUCAGGCUGUAGCAGACCCGAUCGGACAUCAUCAGCGAAGUUCCAAGAAGCGAACAUGGCUCAUCAGCGCCGGCCUUUGGAUGGUGUCAGUCAUCUUCUCAAUCCACAUCAUCGCCUUCUCUAAGGUCGAAACGUAUGGCACUCAUAAAGGAUGCAAAUCAGAUCCAACAAGUGUUGCACCGUAUGAAGACUACAUGAAAGGAAUCCUGAUCUAUCGGUUCGUGGCGUGGUGCAUCCUGCCACUGUCCAUCCUGGUGCCGUGUUACUCUAGGCUGUACUACAAACUGCACCACGGUGAUCAUGAUGUGAUCCAAGCUGAUUCAUCUGCAGCUGGAUCCACGGCCAAAUCUCGAAACCGCGUCACGAGAAUGGUGACGGUUGUUGUGGCGGUGUUCACCGUCUCCUGGAUGCCGUUGCACAUCGUCUAUCUGGUCAAAUAUGGCUUCCAUCUGUACAGCGUCCCUGAAGGGCACCAUGAUCCACUGGAGCUGUUCGUGGCCAUGCUGUCCUCCACCAACCCCAUGAUCAACCCCUUCCUGUACGCCCUGCUGGGAGACAAGUUCCGCAUCUACAUGAAGAAGGUCCUUUGCUGCGGCCGCGGGUAGGGUAACGGUGGAUUAUCAGUCCCAGGAAUUGCUUAUAUAUGCCCUCUGUAGACAUUGACCCUGCCAUUGGAUGAUA